This is a messenger RNA of Marchantia polymorpha subsp. ruderalis, 2034 nucleotides long. NCBI's taxonomy places the organism in Eukaryota, Viridiplantae, Streptophyta, Marchantiopsida, Marchantiales, Marchantiaceae. The record is from the annotation of a GenBank genome assembly.
GCGACGAGCUAUGGGCGCUGAGGCUAUGGGGGCACCACGUCCGUGAGGCCGUGAGGAUAUUGGAAGAAGAGCUCCCUUUCUCUAUCGAGGUCUCUGGCUUUUCGUGUCGAAUCAAUCGUCUCGUGAGCGACACGAGUGCGGGAGACGUGUUUUUUCCGACUUGCUCGAAUGUGGGCAGGAUUUGAUUGUACGACGGGGCAUGGAAGUCGCAUCUCUGUGGAGGCCUUCCCAUCGUGGAUUUGAUCGUUUUCGGUCUCCGGGAUUGUUGGCAUUUGCAUCUGUGUAAGUGCAGAGAGUGUCGCGAGGAAGGACGAGAGCUGAGGUUCCGCACGGUGCUCGUAUGUUAUGGAUGGUGCGCUGGGAAACUCGUCGACUGAGCUAGACCUCCGUCGUCACGGAUGACACAUCUGUCGGAGAUGAGCCCGUUUCUCGCUGCUGGUGCACCAUUACUUGUGACUCUUGAAGGAAAUUUGUUUUCCGGUGGAAAAGAACAGGAAUUCGAGACUCCACCGGAGCUGGGACUUGCACUUUUUUGGCAGAUGUGGUUAAUAGGCGCCUUCGUCGAAUGCGGCUGAACUUCUCGUGCUCGAAUUCCGGUUACCAGUGACAUCAGUGGCAGGACUCGCAUCCGUUUCACCACGAGUGGCUGCCCCACAUUCGAUUGUCACAGAAGCAACAUGCCGACUCUACGUCCUGCGGAUCGAUGGCUUGAAACUGGGCUCUUCGUUUAUUGUCUCCUUAUGAUUACUUGCACACUGGAUCGCACAUCGGCGGAUCCUAUGAGCAUUGUCGAUCUCUCGACCAUGGAAACCCGAGUGCUUAGGGUGGGCCACGAACGGAAGCAGGACAUGUUGCCUCUGAGAGGAGGAGGAGGGAAAUGUGUGUACGAGCUGGUGGAUUUGGAAGAGUCAUUCCUGUACGAGGUGAAAAUCUCGUACCCCGCCACCAUACCUUCGAGCUUUUCAUUGAGUCUUGCGAAGGAGGAAAUUGUUCAUGGAAGCAGAAGGUUGCUCAACGCCGAUAAGAUCAUCUUCCAAGUCGGGAGAGGAAAUUCUCUGCAGAUCAGCAGAGAUGAGACCAAGUUUAGGGCUCUUGUCCUAGUGACCGUGGAACCAGAGGGCGUUGUAGCCAUGGCACACGUCCAGGAACAAGAGUUCGUCGUCUACAAUAUCAUGUUGGAAAGAGUUCGAUUGGGCGGAAUUCCCGAGCAGGCAAUGUGGGUCGGCUUACUCGCAUUUGUCGCUCUUGCAUUAUCGUUCCUGGCCGCACAGCUCUUCCCAUCUUUGUUAGAAGUAGAGCAGGAAAAGCACAGAGCACCCAAGCUAGCCAUUUCGUGAGUGGAUUGUCGAGCUCUUCUAUCGAUCGCGAAUCUGUCAAGACUUCGCGAGAUAACUCGACAGGCAAGAGUCGCGAUUUCUCGAAGCUUUAGAACGCCGAGAUCGGAUUGCUCUGCUGAGCUGCGAUGUUUCGUCGAAGAGUUUAUCUCGUAGUGAAUGAGAGCAUCGAUCUGUUGAUGGCACGAUUCGUUUCUUGAUCGUAAGCUCGCGAGAAAUCCUGCAACGCAUCGAAUCGGGCAUCGAGCCAAAUUCACUGACGGAAGGAAAGGGGAGUUCUUCGAGGAUGGACGCAGGCAUGGACGGCGUCACUGACGGGGACGGAAGAAUCGAAGAUUCGAUUCUGCCCAUGGGCGCAUUGGAGUGACAGCGCACCGUCCCAACGUUCUCCAUCGAGCAUCGGACGAUGACUGACGGCGUGACGGCUCAAUCGCUGGCGCUAAGACACGUGUUUCUGCAGUCGAAGGAUGGAUGUCGGUAGCAACUUCUGUGACGGACUGAAACGGAGACAGAAUUCUUGACAGGUUUUAUGUUGUAUUGCGGAACCCGGUGACGAACGCAGCAAGGAACUUAAACAGGCUGUCCCAAGCUUUGAAGGCAGUUCAAAACCUCGCAACUUUUAUAGCGGGAGGAGAUAGUUCUCUGGGCUAAAAUUUUGUCAAAGGCAAUAGCAUGGUACAAAAGAAUUUUUAUAUUUCAU